This is a messenger RNA of Oncorhynchus gorbuscha (pink salmon), 3136 nucleotides long. RefSeq names its product atlastin-3-like. The coding region runs from base 165 to 1700 and encodes 511 amino acids. Gene Ontology annotation, molecular function: GTP binding; GTPase activity. The transcript has 14 exons. The record is from RefSeq and is a predicted model, not a curated record. Lineage: Eukaryota; Metazoa; Chordata; Actinopteri; Salmoniformes; Salmonidae. Gene Ontology annotation, biological process: protein homooligomerization; endoplasmic reticulum organization.
UGGAUUACACCAUUGAUCAACACUAAAACUACAAGGCGAUCGGACACGGAAGCGACAAUUCGUAGUUGGAAAGUUUUCAUGGUUGCAGUGUUGUUAUUUUUCUGACUCAUAGCUAUCUAGCUUGUUCCUGUGAAAUUCGCUCAUUUGGGAUACCAAAGGGAGCGAUGGGCAGUGAGCCAGGUCCAGUCCAGAUUGUGACAGUGUGCAAGAAAGAUCACUCCUUUGCCUUGGAUACAGAGGCUUUAGGACGGGUUCUGCUUGCACCGGAGGUUCGGGAUAAACAUGUGGUGGUGCUCUCGGUGGCCGGGGCCUUCCGGAAAGGCAAGAGCUUCAUUCUGGACUUCAUGCUCCGCUACAUGUACAGGAAGAAGCAUGGUGAGGAGUGGCUGGGUCAGGAGGAUGAGCCCCUGACUGGGUUUAAAUGGAGGGGGGGCUCAGAGCCAGAGACCACCGGCAUCCAGCUGUGGAGUGAGGUCUUCCUGGUGGAGAAGAGUGAUGGGAUGGAGGUGGCAGUAUUACUGAUGGACACCCAGGGUGCAUUUGACAACCAAUCCACCGUGAAAGAUUGUGCCACAAUCUUUGCCCUCAGUACCAUGACCAGCUCAAUACAGAUCUACAACCUCUCACAGAACAUUCAGGAAGAUGAUCUGCAGCAGCUGCAGCUGUUCACAGAGUAUGGACGCCUCGCCAUGGAUGAAAUCUUCCUGAAGCCAUUUCAGUCUCUGAUGUUCCUAAUCAGGGAUUGGAGCUUUCCCUAUGAAUAUAAAUAUGGUCUGAAGGGAGGCAGUGAGUUCCUUGAUAAACGUCUACAGGUGAAAGAGACCCAGCAUGAGGAACUACAGACAGUGAGGGAACACAUUCAUUCCUGCUUCACCUCCAUCAACUGUUUCCUGUUACCACAUCCUGGGUUGAAGGUGGCCACCAGCCCCGCUUUCAAGGGCCAGCUUAGUGAUGUGGCUCCAGAGUUUAAAGAGGAGCUACGCAACCUCAUCCCCACACUGCUGCAUCCAGACAACCUGGCUGAGAAAGAGAUCAACGGCAACAAAGUCACCUGCAGGGGCCUCCUGGAGUUCUUCAAGGCAUACAUCAAGAUCUACCAGGGUGAAGACCUACCACACCCAAAGUCCAUGCUGCUGGCCACAGCAGAGGCCAACAACCUGGCAGCCGUGGCGGCAGCCAAAGACCAGUAUUACAAGAACAUGGAGAAGGUCUGCGGGGGAGAACUUCCCUAUGUGGCUCCUGCCUCUCUGGAGGAGAAGCAUCACUUCUUCCUCCAGGAGUCCCUCCAUGUCUUCUCCUCCACUAAGAAGAUGGGAGGACAGGAGUUCUGUGACCGCUACCAAGACCAGCUUGAGGCCGAGUUGGUAGAGCUGUGGCAGUCUUUCAGAAAGCACAAUGAGUCAAAGAAUGUCUUCACUGCAUUCCGGACGCCUGCAGUGCUGUUUGUCCUUGUGUGCUUCCUGUACGUGCUGUCAGGGCUAUUGCUCUUCAUCGGCCUGGCUACCAUUGCUUUUGCAUGUGACUGUGUCUUGGGCCUGGCCAUGGUCGCCAUGCUCACCUGGGCCUUCAUACGCUAUUCGGGAAAAUACCGGGGGCUGGGGGGAGCCAUCGACCAGACGGCAGGUGUCAUACUGCAGCAGGCCACUGUGGUGUUGAAUAAGUCAAGGCCAGCGGUGGCUAAGAUGAAGAAAUCCAGCUAGAUGGCCUCUUUAUCUCAUUGCAAUACAACACGCACACAUCCCAGCACUAAAGCCUUACCAUGCUAUCACAUGGAAACCGACAUAUAGCACUGACAAGGUGCAGUUACAACACCAACACAUGAUUACAAUGGCAGUGGGAGGUCAACAUAAUGCACAUACACCAGCAUCUUUUCAAUCGCACAAUUGUACACUACAUCACUCUAUCUACAUCAAGAUGAGACCAUAGUCUUACAGAGUAUCUGGGGCAAAGGUGCAUUAUCUCAUACCCAUGGGGUUGUUUAAUCCUCUGGACCUGUUUUUAACACUGACUGACACUGCCAUUCGCACACUCCUCCUUGUCUGUAAAGACAACCCAGUGAUGUUUACUUAGACACCCUAGACCCAAGUAAUGCAUUGUUAUUGGACAUGCCAUGGAUUUCAAUGCAUCAUAAUCUAUGUAUCCUUUGUGACCAAUGCUUAUUACUAAGAGGCUUGCAUGGAGGCUUUUAAGUCAAAUUAGACUUGAGCAAUUUAUCCUCCUGAUGGAAUUGACCUAUGCUGUGCUGUAAUGGGGUAUACAUGUAGCCAGAUCUUCUUGACUUUAUGCUGGUCUCUUUGUACCUCUCUGUGGCCUUGUGCACAUUCCAUCCCAUUCCCAGUUUUGCAGCAUGCUCCUUAUUUGCUUCCCCUUAUCCAUGUCAGGGAUUCCUUGUUGUUGUACUGUUUUUGCUUUUGUGUUUUAUUCCAGGCUUGGAAUCCUACUGUAAUAGCUCUCAUUUUAUGUUUUUACAAGCCCACUUUAGAGGCACCACUUCUCCCUUGUAACUUGACCAAAAAUAUCUUGCGUUACUUCUGAAAUGGAAUGGUUGGUUGAGAAACGUUAGUUAAGUGGCACUUACUUGAUGAAUGAAUGCUCCAAAGAUGUUAUAUGUAAGAUUUCGCUAUAUAGAGGAUCACUUGAAAUUAGAUUGUGAUCAUUUGAAAAUGUAAAAAAAAAUCUGGAUUAGGUUAACUGGUUUGUGUGUAAACAAGUGAUGGGUAGUAUGAGGCCCUUGUUCACCUGUCAGCCAAAGAAUUACCCAUAAGCAUAGGGGUACAAUGAAAGGCAAAAGACCUUGCUUGUCCUCAGAAUCCAGAUAAUUAUACAUAGUUCUAAAAGUUGUAUUGUCUCUGACUUUCUUUUUGCACAUUCCAUGUCUGUGUUCCAUUCCAUUGUUGAGGCAAACAAUUGGAGGUGUUUUCUGCAUUUACUAUUGCACUCUCCCUCCUCUAUGUACUGUUACUUUUAACUCAUUCAACAAAUAAAAAUAAACAUUACAGUAGAUGCAUGAAAUUCAUUGCUAUUGUUUUUAAAUCAUCUUUUGCAAUAUUGUUUUGUGGCCUUGGUAACUAUGUUUUUAUUUACAUUUUUUAGGAUAAGUAUUGCUUAAGCCAAAUAAAAUGCAAAAGACCUGUAA